This is a messenger RNA of Tympanuchus pallidicinctus (lesser prairie-chicken), 4596 nucleotides long. It is a transcript of the gene TMPPE, whose product is annotated as transmembrane protein with metallophosphoesterase domain. The transcript has 2 exons. The record is from RefSeq and is a predicted model, not a curated record. Gene Ontology annotation, molecular function: hydrolase activity. Bases 196 to 1515 code for a protein of 439 amino acids. NCBI's taxonomy places the organism in Eukaryota, Metazoa, Chordata, Aves, Galliformes, Phasianidae.
UGACGGCGCCGUGCGCCGGGGCCGAACGCCGCCGAGUGCUUCGCUUCCCGCUCGCUGCCGUCAUGCUGCGGCUGCUGCUCCCGCUGGCCGGCCUGGCGGAGCUCCUCCGUGCGGCGGCUGCAUUGACCCAAGGCAUCCCUUCAUAACCACAUAAUUGCCUGCUGGAGACUCCUACAGAACGGACAGGAAACAAAGAUGAUCUCCUUCAAGCAACUGCCCCUUGAGGCAAAGGCUGCAGUGGCUGCAGGAGUGGUUUUCUUCUCCAUGAUGUUAUCACGGAGUUUUCUGGCAGAACAACUGGAGCUCAGGACGCGGCAUUGGCUUCUGAGGCUGCAGAUGGCACUGUUUGCUAACACGCUGAUGCUGAUAGGAUCUCUCCAUGUUUGGAAAAGCACAGUCACCAUGUUUUCCAGGUCUUCAGCUGCCAGCUCCUUCUUUUUCAUGCCAUGGAAGAUAGCCGUCUUCAUGUUUCUAGCUUUGGCUCACUCAAGUUUCUUUACGUUGCUAUUUCUUGUUGCAGAAGAGCCCUAUUUCUUUUCUUUAGCUGCCUACACUUGCCUGGGGGCCUAUAUUAUUCUUAUCUUCUUCCUCUUUGCUCUAGGCUCGGUAGAACAAGCUUACAAGUUCUUUGUUGGGAGAGGUAUUAAGGCAAACAGCAGUGGUAAGAGCAGCAGAACAGCAGCAAAGCCGGUUUUGGCAGUCAUGCUGACUGCUGUACUGACUGUCAUUGGGCUGCUAAAUGCUUCCCAGCCUCCUACAGUGAAUAGAGUGGAGAUUCCAGUUCACAAGCUGCCCUCAACAAUGAACAACUUAAAAGUGGUCUUGCUUUCGGAUAUCCAUCUGGGACCUACGGUUGGGAAGACCAAGCUUGCCAUGAUCGUGCGCAUGGUUAAGGCUUUGAAACCAGAUAUCACAGUGAUCGUUGGGGACCUGACUGACUCCGAGGCAGAGAUCAUACGGCCUGCUGUUGAGCCUCUUGGAGAGCUUCAUUCUCCUCUGGGAACGUACUUUGUCACGGGAAACCAUGAAUACUACACAUCAGAUGUUAGCAACUGGUUUGAGCUGUUAAAAUCUUUUAACAUUCGGCCACUCCAUAAUGAGAACGUGAAGAUUGUUUCACCGGAGAGCACUGAUGACUGGUUCUGCCUGGCUGGUGUUGAUGAUAUUGAGGCAGAUGUAUUACGUUACUCAGGGCAUGGCAUGGAUUUAAAAAAAGCUCUCAGAGGUUGUAGCAGUGAGCAUGCAAUAGUUCUGCUAGCUCAUCAGCCGAUGGCUGCAAAGUGGGCCCUUCAGGAGAGACCAGAAAUAAAUUUAAUUCUCUCUGGUCAUACUCAUGGAGGGCAGAUGUUCCCACUAAAUGCUGGAGCUUAUUUUCUGAAUCCUUUCUUUGUUGGCUUGUACAAAGUUGGGCAGAACACCUUUGUCUACGUCAGCCCGGGGACGAUGUACUUUGGAAUACCCAUGAGAUUGGGCAGCAGAGCUGAAAUAACAGAGAUAAUUCUACGUUCUCCUUGAGGAGUUUCCCAUUUUAUGGAUUUUUGCCAUCCUUUUUAGUCAGUACAUUGGCUUUUUUGCUCUGAAAGAAAAUGCUUUUUCAGGAAAGCAAUAAGAACGUAGUGAGAUGGACUUAAGCAGAUUCUGUUAAAUCUGAGGAGAAAACACUGUAUCCUCAGCUAUGAAACAAAUCAGAGGGUGUGUAAAAAUACUCAAGAAAUUCCUUCUUUGAGUUCACUAUUAUUGACACUCUGCAUUUAAAGAUAACACGGUCACAGAGAUGAUGCAUGUUCUGUGCAUGUUUAUUGUGUGUCCUACAGCUGCUUCUUGAUUCUCUGUUGAUUACGCGUUAGGCAGUCGCCUCACCCAAUCUCAGACUGGUGAAAUUCUGAUCUCUUGCAGUGAAAUGACACGCGUAUUUUGCAGAAGGGCCACAGAGUGUCCUCUGAAUAUCUAAAUUCCAGAAGUCUUAUGCUAAAAAAAGUUAUGGGAAAGGAACAAUUUCAUUAUUAUUUGAUUGUCUUUGUCCCACUUUGUCUGUAGCAUGCUGUGGGUCUACAAGGCUGCACUGCUCACCAGUGCAGGGAGGUGCCAACAUUAUUUUCUGAAAUUCAGGCUUUCUUCCACUUGAGAAGUUGAGGGAAACUGAUAUUUAAGAUGAAAGUAGUUGUCUUUCUGCAGGCAUUUUCCCUAGAAUAGUUGGGCAUUUAGUAAUUACUUUCUGAAAGCAGUGGUAAUAAAAGCAAAUGAAAAAUAAUAUCUUAAUUGGCAUCAUUUCUGUUGCUAUUUGAGCAUUCACUGCUUUCUGUUGUAAAGCAUAAAGUCAAAAGCUGAGGUAUUCUGUCUCUUUUUUCCUUUUUGUUCAGUGUUUUUGGUUUGUUGGGUUUUUUUAUACUUAAUUUCUUUUGUGAGAGUAUGGGAAUGUUAUUUGAAAAAUAUGCAGAUAAGAUUCAAUGAGUUAAAGCUUGAACGUUGUAAGGUUUUAAUAUUUCAAGUGGUGUCUUCUUUAAGAAGGCUAAAGGCUUCUGCAGCUCAUUUCUUUGAUAUUAUUAGCAAAUCAGUGGCCUGGUUGUCUGACAGGCACAUAGCAGAAUAACCAACUGCUACAGGAUAACGAGGAAUUUUCUCUUCAUCUUUCCUAGAUGAGCUUAACACAAACUAAAAUCACUCUGGGGGAUGUAUGAGAGAUCAGAAAAUCUUAAUACAAACAGUCUUGUUUUCAUAGCUCGUACAAGAAAGGUAGGAUGCAAAUGAAUGUGAGUACAUUGUGGCUGAUGAACCAGUUUUCUUCCGCACAACCUCCUUUCCUCCCCUUCCUCUUUGGUGCAGCUCUGUGAAACACCACAGCAGCAGAGACUGGCAUCUCUGGCUGUAGUCACAGGGAGUCACUCACUCUGCUCUCUGAUAUUUGGCUUUCUCUUGGGCAGACCCAUGUGCCAUGGCUCAAAAGUGUUCAUUGCUGAGGAUGGCAGGACCAGAACUGUGGUUUUCAGUGUUUUCCUGUGUUCCUGUGUGGUCCUGAGCCAGACACACUUCUGCUUUACCCUUCAGCAGUUGUUUUCAUUUCGUGGGAGGUGUGUCUGAGGUAUAUUUGAUGAGUGUCAUAGGCUUUGUAAAUAUGAGAAGUUCUGUAUGUGAAAUUUUGAAGUCUCACUUCAUUCAUCACCUCGAGCCCUCCAACACUGAGCUAACUACUGACCUACUUUUGUGUCCCCUUCUUCCCUGUGAAAGUCUUGCAUUUUUACUCACAAGAAUGUUGAGAAACACUGUUAAGGGCACGCUAGCAAAUGUAUUGUGCACUGGAAGCUUGAUGGAGAAGCUGGGGAAAUCAGUCUUCUUUUAGUUUGAAAGCAGAACUCGCCCAACCUGCUAGGAUCUUCUACUUGUUGGACCAGAUCAUUCUGUUUCCCAGCACCUAUAACUUUGCAGUUUUUUUUCUUAAUGCAACAAUAUCUGUUUAAGUUUUCAGAAGCUUUCACAUGUAUUUAAUACUUCCCCCUGCCCAUGCUCUGUCUUUCAGGAUUCUUUCCCAUCAGUGGCAUCAUGUAAAAUGGUCUUAUGUAGAGAGAAUCUUGAUAGCCUGUAACCCUCUGCCUGUUUAUCUAAAUGCCUUCAUUUAAAAGCUCUGCUCUGGAUUCUGCAAUGUAGGAUGUUCCCUCUAGACCAGCAGUCCUGGUGUACAGAUUUUCAUUUAAGUUUUACUGGGCUAAGAAGACUAAUUGCUGGUUGCUUUAACAGGAGGCUUUUGUAGGUCUGUCUUUAGGUGCUCUCCCAAUGAGUUGCUGCUAGUCUGAUUUUUAUUUUGUUUUCCCUGCUUUAUAUUUCUCUCUUCGUUCUGCCCGAAUGCAUGCAGAAACCUGUCUGCACCAAUCCUGCUGUCACCAAGGUGCACAGGUAACUUGUGUGUGUGUGUACUCCUCCAUGUAUCCUCUCAGGAGCAGAUAUGGUCAUAUUAUCAUUUCAGAAAUGCAUUGAGUUCUGCCAGUAUAAUUUAGUUCUUGUUUGGUUUGCUUUAAUUGCUUCUGAAAGUUUGGUUACUUGAUGAUCAGUACCAUUUAAAAUGUGCCAAAAAACACUUCAAAGCCCACUUCCAUUAUUUUAGUCUUUUUAUUUUAAUUACAUAUGGGAUGUAUCCUAGAUCAGUCUUGGUUUCGGUAGCAUGAGGAAUUAACCCUUUCUAAUAUUCCUCAAAGACAGAAAUCCCUAAUUGCCCUUCAAGGGUUUCUGUAUGCAUGUUCCAAUUUGACUUCGGUGUGUGUGAUUUAGACCUGUGUUCAGUAUUUCAAAUGGAAAAAAACAAACCAAACUCAAACUUUUGCUGCUUAUUUUGUAUUUUUUAAAUUCUGUUGUAAUUUUUGUGUGUGUGGAAUGUAUUUGAUUUGUAGAACUUAACUAAGUGAAUAUAUAUUUCAUCCUACAGUAGGCCAGUUCAUUUGGGGCAUUGGAUGGGGGCAGAGUUAAUCACUGCCGGAAUAAAACCAGAAUAAUAUUAAUUACAGUAUAUGAUCCGUGGAAAGUGGAUUUGGAAAUAUGUAAAUUGUUGCAUAGCAAAUGCUUUAAAUGUUGGAAUUUAAUAAAACUUUAUUUACUUAGCAAGAAAAA